UAUACAACAAAAAAAAACACUCAUAGAAAAACUGGUAGAUUGAUUGGUGGCUCUUUUUUUUUCUUGUUAUUUUUUUUUCUUCUUCUUUUGGUUUGUCAAUAUUUGUUGCCCCUUAUUUUUUUAUUGCACACGUUUUACAAUUAAAAGCAAUAAUCAUCAUCAUUAUUAAAAUAAAAUAAUCUUUGGCCAUUGAUUAAAAAAAAUAUGGCCAUCAAUUUUUAUAAAUAUCAUGAUCAAAUUGUUCAAGCAUAUAAAGAAGUAUUGGAUGCUAAAUGUCCAAUUAAUUGGGCACUAUUUGGAUAUGAAAAACAAUCAAAUGAUUUAAUGUUAAUCACAAAAGGUGAUACUGGUCUUGAAGAACUUUAUGAAGAAUUUAGCCAAAGUAAAAUUUUAUAUGCAUUCUGUGAAGUUAAAGAUGAUUCAUUAAAUAUUCGAAGAUAUUUGCUCAUCAAUUGGCAAGGCGAAUGUGCACCGCUACAACGUAAAGGAGUCUGUAUGAAUCAUUUUGCUGAUGUUCGUAGUUUUUUUAAAGAUGCUAAUAUCGUAUUAAAUGCUCGACAUGAAGAUGAUGUCGAACCAGAAGUAUUGAUGCAGCAUGUUAAUAAAUUAGCCUCAAGAAUCAGAAUCGAUAAACAAACAAAUGGUGGUAGCAUACAUCCAACUACAAAUGGUAACGAUAAUCAUGAUGAUGAUGAUCAUGAUAAUUCAAAGCCGGUAGGCACCAAUUAUCAACGAACAGUAGCACAGAGAGAAAUAUCAUUAAAAGAACGUGAACGAUUCUGGAACCAACAGAAACAAGAAGAAGAACAACGAUUAAAAGAAGAAAAAUUGAAACAAUCGGCUAAUCGUUUUGAUAUGAAAGCCGAAUUACAACGUAAUUGUCAAACAACAACUACUGGUCAAGAAUCGCCAAUUAAAACUAACCAAAGUCAAUUAUUACGUAAAGAACGUAUGGAAGAGGCCAAAUCUUUGAUUUCAAAAAACAGUAUAAGUAAUGCUCGGGCAUUUUUUGAACAAAAUUCUUCUACACCCGCAAUACAACAGCAACAACAGCAGCAGCUCAAUUGUCAAUCACAAUCGACAAAAUCAUCAACAGCAGCUUCGAAUUAUGUAAAUCAUGUACAAUCGAUGUUAUUGCAAAAGCAACCUGAACAUACCGAACAAGAACAGCAACAUCAACCACAAGAACAACAACAACAACAACAACCGAUCUCUGUUAAUAGUGAAGAAGUGGAUGAUGUUGUUGAAAAAGUUAUUGAAUCAAAUCAGAAUAGCAAUGAUGGUGGUGAAGAUGAAUCUUCAAGUGAUGAAUCGUUUCAUACGAAUCCAGUCGAUGAUCAACAACAACAACAACAACAGCAAUAUGGCUAUUAUAAUGAACCAAGACAACUGGAAAAUAUUGAAGAAGAACAAAAUGAAGAAGAUGAUGAAUCAAACAAAAGAAAAGAUGAAUUAGAAACAGUUUCACAAGGAUUACGUGCAAAAGCACUUUAUGAUUAUCAAGCAGCUGAUGAUACUGAAAUUAGUUUUGAUCCUGAUGAUAUUAUCACGCAUAUUGAACAGAUUGAUGCUGGAUGGUGGCAAGGACUAUCACCAAAUGGUGCCUAUGGAUUAUUUCCAGCCAAUUAUGUUGAACUUUUGGACAAUUGAUAAACAACUAAGAUCUAACAAUAACAACAACAACAACCGAAGCAGCAACAUAGAAUCUGUUAUGAUUUUUUUUUAUUUAUUUUUAUUUUCAUUUUUUUUUCUUUUUGCUUGUUUAUCUGUCGAUUUUUGCUUCCUAUUGAUAUUUACAUUAAAUGAUUUCAUAUUA
Molecule: messenger RNA, 1816 nt
Organism: Dermatophagoides pteronyssinus (European house dust mite)
Lineage: Eukaryota; Metazoa; Arthropoda; Arachnida; Sarcoptiformes; Pyroglyphidae
Gene: Abp1
Product: Actin binding protein 1
Biological process (GO): positive regulation of axon extension; regulation of actin filament polymerization; neuron projection morphogenesis
Cellular component (GO): site of polarized growth; cortical actin cytoskeleton; postsynaptic membrane
Molecular function (GO): actin filament binding
Source: RefSeq, a predicted model, not a curated record